This is a messenger RNA of Oryza brachyantha (malo sina), 1188 nucleotides long. Its product is annotated as F-actin-capping protein subunit alpha. Gene Ontology annotation, biological process: actin cytoskeleton organization; barbed-end actin filament capping. Bases 36 to 956 code for a protein of 306 amino acids. The transcript has 10 exons. Lineage: Eukaryota; Viridiplantae; Streptophyta; Magnoliopsida; Poales; Poaceae. The record is from RefSeq and is a predicted model, not a curated record. Gene Ontology annotation, molecular function: actin filament binding. Gene Ontology annotation, cellular component: F-actin capping protein complex; actin cortical patch.
GCCGCCCCGCCCCGCCGCGUCACCCGGGGGCCCGAAUGUCGGAAGGCGCCGGCGCCGGCGAGGAGCUCAGCGACAGGCAGAAGAGGGAGAUCGCCGUCUGGUUCCUCUCCAACGCCCCCGCCGGCGAGAUCAACUACGUCGCCAAAGAUGUGCGAGCGCUGCUUGGGGACGAUGCGGUCUACGAGGCCGCCGCAGCGGAGGCCUUCCCGGAGUACAACAAGGCACACCUCGUGUCCCUCGAGCUCCCUGACCGCAGCGGUGAUAUAAUUAUCACACCAUAUGGGGAGCUUGACAAGAACAAUUAUCUGGAUCCUAGGACUGCCCAAGUUGCUACAGUGGAUCAUAUUAAACAGCAUUGCACAAAAUUGAGGCCAGCUGCUGAUGAGGAGCUUCCUUCAGCAUACAUUGAAGAGUACAGGAAUGCUUUGGAUAUUGAAUUAUCCAAAUAUGUUGGUGAAGCUUAUCCAAAAGGGAUAUGUGCCGUUUAUUGUAGCAGUGGAAAAGAUAUAGAGGGACCAGGAGCUGAUUUUGGUUUGGUAGUGAUUAUUUCUGCUGCUAGACGUAGUCCACAAAAUUUUUGCAAUGGCAGUUGGCGCUCAAUUUGGACUCUGGAAUUCAAUGAUGGGUCACAGUUUGUUGAAAUUAAAGGGAAAAUACAGGUAGGCGCUCAUUAUUUUGAAGAGGGAAAUGUACAGCUGGAUACGAACAUUGAUUGCAAGGACUCCACCAUAUUGCAGUCUCCUGAGGAUUCUGCCGUUUCAAUAAUUAACAUCAUUCGGCACCAUGAGUCUGAAUAUUUGUCAUCACUUGAGGAAUCAUACCUGAAUUUGUCUGAUGCAACCUUCAAGGAUCUUCGAAGAAAACUUCCGGUUACUCGUACUCUUUUCCCAUGGCACAACACUCUGGCCCUCAGCCUUACAAGAGACCUCGCCAAAGAACUGGCUAUAGGGAAAUGAAGCUUGUGGAGUCCAGGUCAUUAGAUAGCUUGAUAUGGAAUCUUUUAUCUCCAUGCUAUGUGUUGUUCUGUAGCCAGCAAUUCUCUUUUGAUUUAUGGGCUUCCACAAAUCCGUGUAAAUCAAGAACAUGAACUUUUUUGUGGAGAAGUUGCAUUUCAAGAAUAUAUGAUAUCCUCGUUCAUAUGUUGAUCGUCUGAUAUGUUAACUUGUCUCAUGAGCUAUAGCAAACCGG